Messenger RNA from Pseudoliparis swirei, 4009 nucleotides. Its product is annotated as epidermal growth factor receptor substrate 15-like 1. Gene Ontology annotation, biological process: endocytosis; endosomal transport. The coding region runs from base 29 to 2473 and encodes 814 amino acids. Gene Ontology annotation, molecular function: calcium ion binding; cadherin binding. Gene Ontology annotation, cellular component: plasma membrane; cytoplasm; clathrin coat of coated pit. Lineage: Eukaryota; Metazoa; Chordata; Actinopteri; Perciformes; Liparidae. The record is from RefSeq and is a predicted model, not a curated record. The transcript has 23 exons.
GUUGCGCACUCCCGAGACACCAGGAAAUAUGGCGUCGCUCAUGACUCUCAGUCAGUUAUCGAGCGGUAACCCAGCCUAUGAGAACUAUUACAGACAGCUGGAUCCAGGAAACACAGGCAACAUAUCAGCUGGAGAUGCAGCACAGUUCCUUAAAAAGUCAGGGCUGUCAGACAGCACAUUGGGGAAGAUUUGGGAUUUGGCAGAUUCAGAAAGAAAAGGGUAUUUGGAUCGACGGGGUUUCUUCAUUGCAGUUAGACUUGUGGCCUCAGCGCAGGGUGGAAAUGAUAUCAGCCUUCACAAUCUCAACCAGCAUUUAGCUGCACCCAAAUUUAAAGAUACUAACAGCCCAUUAUUAAGUGUUUCAACGACAGGACCUGAUUUACAAUGGGCAAUUAGGCUGGAGGAAAAAGGGAAGUUUGAGGGCAUCUUUGAGAGUCUGUGCCCUGUUAAUGGUCUCCUCUCGGGUGAUAAAGUCAGGCCAGUUUUAAUAAACUCCAAGCUACCUCUGGAUGCGUUAGGAAAGAUUUGGGACCUAAGUGAUGUGGACGAAGAUGGACUGUUGGACAAAGAUGAAUUCACAGUGGCAAUGCAUCUCGUGUAUCGUGCCAUGGAAAAGGAGCCUGUCCCAACUAUAUUACCCACUUCCCUCAUCCCGCCUUCUAAAAGGAAGAAGUCUGCAGGCUCGAUGCCUGGUGCUGUGGCUGUGCUGCCUGCGCUGUCGGGGUUCUUGUCUGGCUCGGUUCCUCUCAAAGAGUCCCUGCAAAGCACUCCUCCUCUUGGCAACGCUACUCCCUUCAGUACCAGUACUGUCAACCUCUCUCCAAAACACUCCUUUAAAUCCAGCUCACCGCCGGCGGUGAGCUGGGUGGUACAGGUUGCUGACAGGGAGCGAUAUGAUGAGAUCUUCCAGAAAGCAGACAGCGACAGUGACGGCCUCGUUAAUGGAACUGAGGUUAUAGAGAUUUUCAUGCAGUCCAGUCUCUCCCAGACUAUGCUGGCACAGAUUUGGGGCCUCGCUGACACUAAACAGGUGGGCAAGCUGACCCGUGAGCAGUUCUCUUUGGCCAUGUACCUGAUCCAGCAGAAGGUCACUAAAGAUGUAGACCCUCCUUCCACUCUAACCCCAGAGAUGAUUCCCCCAUCAGAAAGGACUGCAGCUUCAGCAGUGGGCCCUGACAGCACCAGCUCCACGGGAUCGGCCGAGCUGUCAGGCAUCAAAGAGCUGGAUGACCUCAGCCAGGAAAUAGCUCAGCUGCAGAGAGAUAAAUUCAUUCUGGAGCAAGAGAUCAGACAAAAGGAGGAAACCAUCAGACAACAAAAUAGUGACGUUCUGGACAUGCAGAAUGGGUUGGACAGAGAGAGCAGCAGCCUGCAGGACCUUGAUUCGCAGAAGCAGGAUGCCCAGGAGCGUCUGGAGGAGAUGGACCAGCAGCGCUCCAAGCUGGAGGGAAUGCUCAAUGACGUCAAGCAGAAGUGCCAAGAAGAGUCUCACAUGAUUUCCUCCCUGCAGAGCCAGAUCCGCUCUCAGGAGAACGACCACCAGAGCCAGGAGGAAGAAAUGAGCCGCACCAAAACGGACCUGGGCCGGCUGCAGGAUGAGGAGGCCCUUCUGGAGCAGAGUCUGCUCUCUGGUCGGGUCCAGCUGGACAGCAUCACCAAGUCGCUCAAAACCACUCAAGAAGAGAUCAACCAGGCUCGCAGUAAGCUGUCGCUGAUCCAGGACAGCCAAAGGGAGGUGACCAAGACCAUCGAGCAGUACAACAGCGCGUUGAGCGACAUCAACGGGGGAAACUUCAGCAACCUGCCGGACUUAAGUGAAGGGUUUGCUGAGAAGGUGAACGGAGGUUUCAGAAGUACGGAUGACUCUUUCAAGUCAAGGUUAGCCAUGUUCAACAAAAGCACUACUAAGGAGCCUCCAGCAGACCCCUUCCAGACAGAUGACCCCUUCAAGGCCGACCCUUUCCAAGAUCCAUUUGGAGAAGAUCCUUUCAGAGAAAGUGACCCUUUCAAAGGUGCCUCAUCUGAAGAUUUCUUUAAGAAAACUGACAAGUCGAACCUGUUUGGAUCCUCGGAGGCCUUCGGUAGAAAACCCACACCACCGGCCAAGCCAAGUGCUCUGGGCAGUGCGGACCAUUUCACUUCACGCAGCCCAAAACCAGAUGGGUUCGGGACAGCGGACCCCUUCGGCAGCAACUCUUUUGGUAGCAAGGGGAGUGGAUUUGCUGACUUUAGUCAGAUGUCUAAGAAGUCGGACAACCCUGUCCUCCCGUCAAAGAAAAGUGUGCCGAACCGGCCUGCACCUCCCUAUGGUUCUGAAUGUGUCAAGUUUGGAAGUGAGAACCAGCAGCUGGAGUGGGUCAAACGGGAGAGCGAGCGCGAGGAGCCGGGGAGGCUGCGGAGGCUGCGGCACCAGGAAACGCAAGACCUGGAGCUGGCCAUCGCGCUCAGCAGGGCCGACAUGCCCAGCGCCUGACCGGCUGUGCCCAGCCACAUAGUUUUUGACCCCUUCCUUCUGCCUUACAGUCCUCCGUCCGCAGGCUCAUGACAACUGCACCAACACUGGCCCGUCAUGACUUGCAGCCCGCGUUACCAAUUUGUGUAGGAGGCCAGUGUUUCUCCAGGUAUUGGCUGGACUUGAGCCAAAGGACUCUACAUUUAGCAACCCGUUACGGUUCAUUGCUCCCCAACUACAUGGCAACUGUAAUCAAGGACUUUACGUUGCCUCUUGAUUCAAACCCGGUUCUUCCUUCAAGAACAUAUCGACUUAACGCAACCCAAACCAGCUGAUCCACUACAACUUGCAUCUAGCUCCAUGUCUUGUUCUCGCUAAUCACCCUGCCUUAUCCAAAAGCGUUUCUGUUGCAAGAGAAAAUAACAUUUUAAAGAAUAUUUUACUGUUUUUUUAUUUAUAUACAAAAGCAAUGAAUCUUUGGUAUGAAGUCCUCGUAAAAUGCACUGCACGAACAGUUUUUUUGCUUCGAACUUAUUGAACCUAGAAAACGAACUGAAAGUUAAACCAGAUGUGUUAUCUUCCCUGGUGGCUUAUGAUUGGUUUGUCCAAUUUCAGAUGUUUUUUUAUUUAUUUUUUAAAGAAACUUAAUCUACUGUAAAUAUUUUUGGAUGGUUUUAUGUACAAUCCCUAGAAAAGGCCAUAUUUAAAAACAAGCCUGUCUGAAAGUACUGGAGCUUUGUGAGGUGAUCACCUAUAACAUGCUUUAGGUUUUUCUUUAGUUUCUUUGUUGGGUGUUUCUUGCCAUUUAUGCCUGCAUGUGGAAUAUACAUGGCCUUAAAGUAUAAGGAUGGAAGAUUUUUUUUUUUUAAAUAAUCAAACCCUUAACUGGCAUCUACAUGUCAAAGUAGACAUAUGAUGUUUAGGAAUCCCUAACAAGCAUUUAGGCCUAACAUAGCUUUGGUUAAAUAUAGUUUAGCCCCAUAUCAUCGGUUGCCUCUAGCAUUCACAAUUACGACGCUAGUGAUAAUCAUUGAGGUCUUCCUUCCUUGUGAACGAAUCCACCUGAUGUCAACAGCCUGGGCUUCUCAGGAUUGUCAUUGGUUGCGUUGUUAUGCGCAAACAACUUGCUCUCCUAUACAACUAAGAGCCUCUAUGAAAUGGAAGUAGUCUACAUUAUUUUUACGGGUGCUGUUACCUUUAGUUGUAUUCUUCCGCCAGUGUCUCACUACCACUGAUGCACAAGGUCAUCUGCUUCCACUGUUUUGCUUUUCUCUCAACACUCAAAUCAACCAUUGGAUAUUUUUCUUUCAUUUUAUUGUCUGAUGCUCCAGUUGGAGGACAUAUGUUUAAAUGACUUACAAAUAAUGCAUCCUUGUAAUAUAUGACACUAAUCAGGUUUCUUCGGCACAUAAUGUAUGCACUGUAUAUUCCAAACCUUACUGGACAUGUACAGAGUAAAGGUGCUUUAUUUAUCAACAUUGUUAUGUUAAACAGUAUGUGAUUCUAAAAAAAUCACUGUAAUGACUUUGAAUUGAAUAAAAGUGAUUUUUAACAUUC